Molecule: messenger RNA, 1550 nt
Organism: Armigeres subalbatus
Lineage: Eukaryota; Metazoa; Arthropoda; Insecta; Diptera; Culicidae
Product: cathepsin L
Exons: 6
Coding region: 214-1233 (339 amino acids)
Biological process (GO): positive regulation of peptidase activity; immune response; positive regulation of apoptotic signaling pathway
Cellular component (GO): lysosome
Molecular function (GO): cysteine-type endopeptidase activator activity involved in apoptotic process; cysteine-type endopeptidase activity
Source: RefSeq, a predicted model, not a curated record
CUUUUGCGUAAAACUGGGAGAGGAACCCUUUAAAAUGCGUAACUCACUUUUAUUUUAUUCAUUCUACGCCAAACAGUGUCCUCGGUAGGGUAGUGUCGUGCUUUCGUCAGAAAAGUACAGUGAUAAUUGCUUUUUAUUUUGUUUUUGUGUUGAUUGAGGCUUAAAGUGGACAAUAAAAGUGCGUAGUGAUCGCAAAGAUAAAUCCGAAACAAAAUGAAGAUUCUCGUCCUCUUGGUGGCCUUCGUGGCCGCAGCUAAUGCCGUCUCGCUGUACGAACUGGUCAAGGAAGAAUGGAGCGCAUUCAAGCUCCAGCAUCGCAAGAAAUACGACAGCGAAUCCGAGGAGCGUAUCCGCCUGAAGAUCUACGUUCAGAACAAGCACAAAGUCGCCAAACACAAUCAGCGGUAUGAUCUCGGUCAGGAAAAGUAUCGCCUGCGUAUCAACAAGUAUGCUGAUCUGCUGCACGAGGAGUUCGUUCAGACGUUGAACGGCUUCAACCGAACCAAUUCCAAAAACAUGCUGAGAAACGUUUUGUUAGAGGAACCUGUGACGUUUAUUGAACCAGCGAACGUGGUAAUUCCCGAGACAAUUGAUUGGAGAAAGAAGGGGGCUGUCUCUCCUGUUAAGGACCAAGGACAUUGUGGGUCGUGCUGGUCGUUCUCAGCAACAGGUGCUCUAGAGGGACAACAUUUCCGCAAAACUGGCAAACUGGUCUCUCUCUCCGAGCAAAAUCUCGUCGAUUGUUCCGGUAAAUAUGGCAACAAUGGCUGUAAUGGUGGCAUGAUGGACUUCGCCUUCCAGUACAUCAAGGACAACAAAGGAAUCGAUACGGAGAAAUCCUACCCAUAUGAGGCCAUCGACGAUACUUGUCACUUCAACCCCAAAAAUGUUGGAGCUACCGAUAGAGGCUUCGUCGACAUUCCUCAAGGAGACGAGACAGCACUGCAGAAGGCGUUGGCCACCAUUGGCCCGGUCUCUAUUGCCAUUGAUGCUUCUCACCAAUCGUUCCAGUUCUACUCGGAGGGUGUGUACUACGAGCCGGAAUGCGAUGCGCAGAACCUAGACCACGGUGUUCUAGCUGUUGGUUACGGAACAAGCGAAGAUGGUGAAGACUAUUGGCUGGUGAAAAAUUCAUGGGGCACUACCUGGGGCGAUCAAGGAUACGUUAAGAUGGCUCGUAACCGCGAUAAUCACUGCGGUGUUGCUACAUGUGCCAGCUAUCCUUUGGUGUGAGCAUCGUUCGGGUUUACUUUGUGUGAUAUCGCUCAGUGAGAAUAAGCCGCAUUUGUAAGUUUUUAUCAUCCAAAGUAGUAGAUAUUCGUUUGUUCUAGCUAAUGAUUAUAUUGAGGUGAAUAUGUUUGAAUACUCAACGUAAGCAUUGCGAACAAGUUAAAGAAACGUAAUUAAUUUGUAAAAGUACAAUAAUUAGCUUUGUAGUAAAGAACCGAUCAGUCUUUUGUACAAGCAGAUUCUUGUGUAGUUGUUGAUCGGAAGUUUGUGUAUCAUAACUUCAUAGAGACGUGGAUAAUGUAUGGCGUUUUUACAAAUAA